Messenger RNA from Sinocyclocheilus anshuiensis, 3451 nucleotides. RefSeq names its product vinculin-like. The record is from RefSeq and is a predicted model, not a curated record. The transcript has 20 exons. NCBI's taxonomy places the organism in Eukaryota, Metazoa, Chordata, Actinopteri, Cypriniformes, Cyprinidae. Gene Ontology annotation, cellular component: actin cytoskeleton. The coding region runs from base 97 to 3171 and encodes 1024 amino acids. Gene Ontology annotation, molecular function: actin filament binding; structural molecule activity. Gene Ontology annotation, biological process: cell adhesion.
GUGUUCUUGAGGCGGAUAGUCUCGGCGCUCGGAUACGGAGAGGGGAGUCUGGAUACACACUUGGAAAGAGAGUUUGCGUUCUCUUAAGUGCUCAUCAUGCCGGUUUUUCACACGAAGACGAUAGAGAGUAUCCUGGAGCCGGUGGCCCAGCAGAUCUCUCAUCUGGUCAUCAUGCAUGAGGAGGGAGAGGUGGACGGGAAAGCCAUCCCGGAUCUCACCGCUCCUGUGGCCGCUGUGCAGGCAGCUGUCAGCAACCUGGUCCGGGUGGGCAAAGAGACGGUUCAGACCACCGAGGAUGCCAUCAUGAGGAGAGACAUGCCGCCUGCCUUUAUAAAGGUUGAGGACGCGUGCACUAAACUGGUUCAGGCGGCUCAGAUGCUGAAGGCCGACCCGUAUUCUGUCCAAGCCAGAGAUUAUCUGAUCGACGGGUCCCGCGGGAUCCUGUCCGGAACCUCCGACCUGCUUCUGACAUUCGAUGAGGCCGAGGUUCGUAAGAUCAUCCGUGUGUGUAAAGGGAUUCUGGAGUAUCUGACCGUGGCUGAGGCGGUGGAGUCCAUGGAGGACCUGAUCACUUACACCAAGAACCUGGGACCUGGUAUGACGAAGAUGGCCAAGAUGAUUGACGAGCGGCAGCAGGAAUUAACUCAUCAGGAGCACAGAGUCAUGCUGGUCAACUCCAUGAACACCGUCAAAGAGCUGCUGCCCGUUCUCAUCUCAGGCAUCAAGAUCUUCGUAACGACCAGGACGUCUCAGGGUAAAGGUGUGGAGGAGGCCCUGAAGAACAGGAACUUCACUGUGGAGAAGAUGAGCGCAGAAAUCAUUGAAAUCAUCCGCGUGCUGCAGCUCACGUCCUGGGACGAGGACGCCUGGGCCAGUAAGGACACAGAGGCUAUGAAGAGAGCGCUGGCUCUGAUCGACUCCAAAAUGGCCCAAGCCAAGAACUGGCUCCGAGACCCACACGCCCAGCCAGGUGACCCGGGCGAACAGGCCAUCCGUCAGAUUCUGGAUGAAGCGGGUAAAGUUGGUGAGCUCUGCGCUGGGAAAGAGAGACGAGACAUCGUGGGAACGGCCAAAACACUUGGACAACUUACUGAGCAGGUGUCCGAGCUGCGGGCCAGGGGUCAGGGAGCGAGUCCGGUGGCCAUGCAGAAAGCGCAGCAGGUGUCUCAGGGUCUGGACGUCCUGAUAGGGAAAGUGGAAAAUGCUGCGCGUAAACUGGAGGCCAUGACCGGCUCCAAACAAGCCAUCGCCAAGAGGAUCGACACCGCUCAGAGCUGGCUGGCGCAUCCUCACGGCGGUCCGGAGGGAGAGGAGAACAUCAGGGCUCUUCUGGGAGAAGCCAGGAAGAUCGCGGAUCUCUGCGAAGAUCCCAAGGAGCGAGAGGAUAUCCUGCGCAGCAUGGGCGAGAUCGCCGGCCUCACCGCCAAACUCUCCGAGCUCAAGAGAGCCUCUCCUCACACUCCGUCAGCGCUGACCUCUUCACGUGUGUGUGUGUGUGUGUGUGUGUGUGCAGGUCAGGCUGCGAUCCGCGGGCUGCUGGCCGAGGGCCGGCGUCUGGCCAAUGCUCUGCCGGCGUCGCAGAGACAGGAUCUGCUGGGUAAGUGUGAGGAGGUGGAGCACCUGAUGGGGCAGUUAGCCGAGCUGGCGGCCCGCGGGGAGGGAGACGGUCCUCAGGCCCGCGCCAUCGCUCAGCACCUGCAGGACACACUCAAGGAUCUGAAGGGUAAGAUGCAGGAAGCCAUGACUCAGGAGGUGUCUGAUAUCUUCAGUGACACGACUACGCCGGUCAAACUGCUGGCGGUGGCAGCCACGGCUCCUCCAGAUGCGCCCAACAGAGAGAAGGUGUUCGAGGAGCGGGCUGCAAACUUUGAGAAUCACGCGGGUCGUCUGGGAGCCACGGCGGAGAAAGCGGCCGCAGUCGGCACGGCCAACAAGAGCACGGUGGAGGGAAUCCAGACGGCCGUCAAAUCAGCCCGAGAUCUGACGCCUCAGGUCGUCUCUGCAGCUCGGAUCCUCCUGAAGAAUCCUGGAAACCAGGCGGCUUAUGAACACUUUGAGACCAUGAAGAAUCAGUGGAUCGACAAUGUCGAGAAAAUGACGGGUCUGGUGGAUGAAGCGAUCGACACCAGGUCUCUGCUGCAUGCAUCAGAAGAAGCCAUUAAGAAAGAUCUGGACAAGUGUCAGGUAGCUAUGGCCAAUCACCAGCCUCAGAUGCUGGUCGCCGGGGCAACCAGCAUUGCCCGGCGAGCCAAUCGGAUCCUGCUGGUGGCGAAGCGAGAGGUGGAGAACUCCGAGGACCCCAAGUUCAGAGAGACCGUGAAAGUGGCGUCUGAUGAGCUCAGCAGAACCAUCUCACCGAUGGUCAUGGACGCCAAAGCCGUGGCCGCCAACAUACAGGACCAAGGCCUUCAGAGGGGCUUCCUGGACUCGGGUUAUAAGAUCCUGGGUGCCGUGGCUAAAGUGCGGGAGGUGUUCCAGCCGCAGGAGCCAGAUUUCCCUCCUCCACCUCCAGACCUGGAGAACCUGCAGAUUAGCGACACCGCCGCUCCUCCCAAACCGCCCCUGCCGGAGGGUGAGGUGCCUCCUCCCAGACCUCCGCCGCCGGAGGAGAAGGACGAAGAGUUCCCGGAGCAGCAGGCCGGAGAGAUGGUCAGUGAGCCCAUGAUGGUGGCCGCGAGGCAGCUGCACGACGAGGCCCGCAAGUGGUCCAGCAAGGGUAAUGACAUCAUCGGAGCCGCCAAGCGCAUGGCUCUGCUGAUGGCCGAGAUGUCUCGACUGGUCCGGGGCGUCAGCGGGAAUAAGAGGGCGCUCAUCCAGUGCGCCAAAGACAUCGCCAAAGCCUCAGAUGAGGUCACGCGCCUCGCCAAAGAGGUCGCCAAACAGUGCACAGACAAACGCAUACGAACCAACUUACUGCAGGUGUGUGAGAGGAUUCCCACCAUCAGCACACAGCUGAAGAUCCUCUCCACGGUCAAGGCCACCAUGUUGGGACGCACCAACAUCAGCGAGGAGGAAUCCGAGCAGGCCACAGAGAUGCUGGUCCAUAACGCUCAGAACCUGAUGCAGUCGGUGAAGGAGACGGUGAGAGAAGCCGAGGCCGCCUCCAUCAAGAUCCGCAUGGACGCCGGGUUCACCCUGCGCUGGGUCCGCAAGACGCCCUGGUACCAGUGAGGCAGGAGCCGGCGCGAUAUCCCAGCAUGCACUGGGGGACGCUUUGCAGUCCAGGUCCUAAAUGUCAACGCAGACGUGUCGUUCACAUCUGGACUCAACUAUUCCGUAUCAAAACUGUUGUUCUUGAAUGUCGAUGAGUGUCAAAGAAGGGACGUAAACUUGCUCGAUUGCUUUUCUAAUGAUUUAUUUUGUUUUGAUGGAUCCCAGUUUAAUAUUUUUUUGAGGGAAAGUGCUGAUUUUUCAGAAAGAUCAUAUCUUCAUUUUUUUUUUUUUUUACAGA